UGUGCCUUUGAGCAACAGGUGAUUUCAGGUGCAAGUUUUCGAUUGACUAGACUGUGGUAUUUUUUAAAGGUCGCGCGGCGGUCACACUGAUCCACACCCUGGUUACCACGAAACUUGGAAACAAGAUCUCGAGAUUCUUCAGAACUUUUCGGGCGUUUGCUUCAGAUCCCAGCAAAAUGUUCACCGCCUCCGACUUGGCCAGGCUAUGCAGGAUCUGCCUGCGCCAGUUGAGGGAUCCGCAGUGCCCGAAUCCCCGCCUGAUUCAGCUGCUAAAGAAGUUCCUCGACAUCGAUGUCCUGCAGCAGCCGCACGGAUUUCCAACGCAAAUCUGCAAUCUGUGCCACAACGCGAUGGCCCUACUCGAGGAACUCGGUCAGGUGGCCAGGGAGACCAGUGAAAAGCUAGCUGGUUCCUUGAUCGGAACGAAAGAUCCCGAUCCCAAUCCCCAUACUGUGGAAUUGCCAGCCGAGAGGGUGAAGGAGGAGCCACUGGACCAAGGGCAAGAUGAGUCCCAGGGUAUGGAAAUGCAACAGGAACUGGAAAGGCUAGGAAAGCUGGUGGGGCAACAGGCAGAUACAGACAAAGAGCAAGAGCUACUGGAGGAGGUGCAGCAGGCGCAGCAGAAGGAAAAUGAGCAGGAACAGGACCAGGAGCAGGAGCAGGAGCAGCGUCUGAAUCAGAAUCACGCCUCCUCGCCAAACAAAAAACGUGCCGGCCUGGCCUGUGACCAGUGCGGCAAGCAUGUGUACAAGCUGCCCUAUUUGGAGGCGCAUAUCCGUAGCGUACAUCAGGGUUACACGAAACCGUUCCUUUGUCGCAACUGCGACAAGUGCUUCACCCGUUACGAGCAGCUCCGUUCCCACAUGCGAAAUGCCCAUCCCCAUCCCCACCCCCAGAUGCAUCAGCAGCAGCUCCAGGAGCUGCGGGAGCUCAUGUGUGAGGUAUGCAACCGCCAGUAUAGCACCAAGAAUGCCUUGGGUGAGCACUUAAAACGCCAUGCACAGCGCAAGGAGCACGUAUGCGAGCAUUGUGGCGUGGCAAAGGUGACCAGAACGGAGUUACUAACCCAUUUGCGCACCCAUAAUCCCACCUGGGAGCGCUUCAAGUGCGAACAGUGCCCGCAGCUGUUUCGUCACAAAAGCGCCAUUAGUCGCCAUGUCAGGGUCGUCCACGAGGGUCAGCGACGCUUUCAGUGCGGUCAUUGCAAGAAGCGCUUUGGUACCCAUGCCUCACAGUUACGCCACGAGGAGCGUCUACAUGCUGCCGAAGAAGACGGGGGAGAGGGAGAGGAGGAGGAUGAUGAUGAUGAAGAAGACGAAGAAGAAGCUGGUGAGGGUAGUGAUCCCAAACUCUGGCCCAGAUCUUUUGCUUGCAGCCAAUGCCAGAAUCUAGAGGUUCAUUUGCGGCGACACCGACGCUGCAGGAAGACGCAGGAGUGGCUGAGGGAGCAGGAAGCAGAGCUGGAGCAGCAGCACCAAGAAGAGCAGGAGCUGCACAAAAGGAAAAAGACACAGACACAGAAGAAGGAUCAGAAAAGCCAGUCAAGCGAGACAGAGCCAGAUAUGGCUGAUAAAUCUGAGAAUAAGCAGGAGAGAGAACAAGAUGAGUGGCAACAGGAGGACGAACCCGAAUGGAAGGAGAUGGAGUUCGAGUGGACCCCCAAAAUGGAGCAGGAUGCGACCAUGAGUUGACCAAGUCAGCGGCAAGCUAAUGAAUAUAACGUUAUAAGUAUAUGCAAAACCAAACACAAUCAUAUUUUCAUACUAAUUGCACACAGACCGCAAAUAAUAGAUGGUUUAUGUUAGAAUUUUUAAAAUUAAUUUUUAAAUCAUUAAUUGUUUACUUUGUAAAAAAAUAUAUUCAGUAAACUAUUAUUUGCGUGCCUCCUACUUUAUGUAAAUUGCACAUUUUCGCACCUGUAGCCUUAGUUUGUACCUGGUGUACUUAAAUUUAGACAAAAUGUUAACAAAUGUUUAAGAUAUAACAUUACAAAAAUAAAAAAUGUAUAUAUAUAA
This is a messenger RNA of Drosophila kikkawai, 2015 nucleotides long. RefSeq names its product zinc finger protein 501. The record is from RefSeq and is a predicted model, not a curated record. Gene Ontology annotation, cellular component: nucleus. Gene Ontology annotation, molecular function: zinc ion binding. Lineage: Eukaryota; Metazoa; Arthropoda; Insecta; Diptera; Drosophilidae.